Messenger RNA from Boleophthalmus pectinirostris (great blue-spotted mudskipper), 2628 nucleotides. RefSeq names its product mitochondrial glycine transporter B-like. Gene Ontology annotation, biological process: glycine import into mitochondrion. The coding region runs from base 644 to 1504 and encodes 286 amino acids. Gene Ontology annotation, cellular component: mitochondrion; mitochondrial inner membrane. The record is from RefSeq and is a predicted model, not a curated record. Gene Ontology annotation, molecular function: glycine transmembrane transporter activity. The transcript has 8 exons. NCBI's taxonomy places the organism in Eukaryota, Metazoa, Chordata, Actinopteri, Gobiiformes, Gobiidae.
GUAAGGGAUUGAAAGCCUUUUCGGAUAACUCGUACUUAUGCCACUUACUUAAAAAGGAAAACAUAUUUGUAUCAUUGCCAUUUAUAUAUAUAUAUAUAUAUAUAUACACACAUAUCUCACGUUAUUAGUUAACUUGUAUUACUGGCCUUACAGUGUGAGUUAGUUUUGGUGGUGCCCAUCUGCGGGGCGUUCACGGACCAAUGCAGAGGAUGAUAAGGUCACUGCUCUGGUGCUACACCCGCUGCUAUCUAGAUCAGUUUAGGCAUCAGUUCUGGUUUAAUUAGAUAUUUUGUCUUACAGUUUGUUCACGUGAAUUGUCUUAUAUUAUUUUUGUUCACAUUUGCUUAUUGUCAGUAGAAUCUUCGUCACUUUACAAACUAGUGCAGGUUAAAUAGCUAAGCGUCUGCGAGAGCUAGCAUAGUGUAAUAGUGCAGUAUCCGCGUGUGUCAGCAACAUAUGGGACAUCUGAGAAACACAACUGCAAAUAAUGUGGCUUUGUAACUGUGACGGGAGAGAUUAUUCACUGGAAUUGGUAGACCACCGGACUAGACCAUCACAUGUCCAACUCUGUAACCAUAGGGUGAAGUGAAGCAGCCGAGGCACGGCAGCUGCGGAGCAGAGUGGGGGUCCACGGGGGUCGAGGAUGGAGCUGACUGCGGCUCACCCAGCUCUCAAAGCCUUCAUGUGUGGCUCUCUCAGUGGCACCUGCUCGACGCUGCUCUUCCAGCCUUUAGAUCUGGUCAAAACACGGCUACAGACUUUGCAGAAAAAUGCCAAACCAGGAGCACCUAAAAUUGGAAUGUUUUCUGUUUUUAUACAAGUAAUUAAAACAGAAAAAUUCUUCAGUCUCUGGAAAGGAGUUUCACCAUCAUUCGUGCGCUGCAUUCCUGGUGUGGGCAUCUAUUUCAGCACUUUUUAUUCUCUGAAGCAGCACUUCUUCCAGGAUCGAGCACCUAACGCUGGGGAGGCUGUGCUUCUUGGAGCAGGGGCCAGAUCUGUGGCUGGGGUCUGCAUGCUUCCAUUCACAGUCAUCAAGACACGCUUCGAGAGUGGCUGCUACAACUAUGGGAGUGUAGUGGGGGCCCUAAAGAGCAUGUAUCAGACAGAGGGAGUCAGAGCUCUGUAUUCUGGGCUAACUGCGACACUGCUCAGAGAUGCUCCUUUCUCUGGCAUCUACGUCAUGUUCUACAGUCAAACCAAGAGGUCCCUGCCUCACGAGGUGGCCUCCUCCCCUUACGCUCCUCUGGUGAACUUCAGCUGUGGGGUAAUUGCUGGAGUCAUGGCCUCGCUAGCCACACAACCUGCUGAUGUUGUCAAGACACAUAUUCAAGUUAGCCCAUCCCACUGGCGCACGGUGGAUGCCAUCCACUACAUCUACACUGAAAAUGGAGUACGGGGUUUCUUCCGUGGAGCUGUCCCUAGGUCUCUUAGACGCACACUAAUGGCCGCCAUGGCGUGGACCGUCUAUGAACAACUAAUGGCUAAAAUGGGUCUCAAAUCCUGAGGUGUUUUCAAGAGCCAGUGCUUGUCUUAAUCUGAGAGAAUAUAGAUGCAUUUUCUCAAUAAAGGCCUGAGGAAGGCGCUACACUCCAAGUGAGGUCUCACGACCUAGACACCCCUGCACAACAAAAGCUAAGGUAUAUAAAAAUAUCUAAGAAGAACAGGUGGCCUGUGUGUACUGUGUGUAUGUGUGUGCUUGUAAAAAUGUUGUGUUAAUAUGUGAAAUGAGUGUUGUCUGUUAAACCUUACUGUUGUGUUGGUCUGGGAUCAAAGUGAUGUUCUCGGCUUCUCCUCCAAACUCCCAAGUUGUUGUCAGAGAACUGUUACUCGGAGCCAUUUUGUCGGUGUAUACAGUGUAUCAACUUGACUGAAGAUUCCCAAAUGUGUACAUCUGGGAAUGCAGUUGAGACUCCAGAAUCCUGCAGUGGCAUUUUUAGAAAAAGAUCUGCACAGACAAUCAUGCUGCUGUGUAAAGGAAAUAAAGGCAUACACAACUGAUCACAAAAAGGCCUUUUGUUAGAUAUUCUGAAAACUAUGCUUAACUGAGUACACUCGUGUCUGCUAAUUGGUGUUACAUCUGAUGCUUCAAACUGAAUUUUAAAGGUUACAUAAUAGUAGUGUCAGUUUGCUGACCGCUGAAUUGAUUUACACAAGUUUGUUGCACUUAAUACUAAUUGGUAGCAUUUGUGAGUCAUACUCAUCAGUACUGAUUCAAAAUUUUUAUUAAGUGCAACUUUGUAAAUAUUUGCCAAAAAUAGUGAUAUUUUUAUCUGUACCCUUUUAUUGUAGAGAAGAGACAAAAAGCUAUGUAAUUAAACACCACAAACAAGACCUUUUAGUUUUCAUGUAAACCUAUAUGUGUAGGAUUUACCAUUUUUAAACCGUGAAUUUGAAUGUAAUAUUUUUUUUUGUUUUAUGUUACGAAACUAAUGUUUGUCUCUGAUUGUUUGUAAAACCACUCCUGCUGUUGAUCUUUGUUAUGACUAUGUAUAUGGUCAUUUAGUGUAUUGAAGACACGUUUGUGUGUUUUAUCUAAAAAUGAGAAAUAUGCUUUUGACAGUUACGUGCACUUGUCAAAGUGAUGGUAAACUGUUGUAAUUAAUUAAAAUAAAUGUAUUUUGAAUAAAA